Messenger RNA from Sardina pilchardus (European sardine), 1641 nucleotides. Its product is annotated as protein-lysine methyltransferase METTL21C-like. Gene Ontology annotation, molecular function: protein-lysine N-methyltransferase activity. Gene Ontology annotation, biological process: peptidyl-lysine methylation. The record is from RefSeq and is a predicted model, not a curated record. The transcript has 3 exons. The coding region runs from base 30 to 680 and encodes 216 amino acids. Gene Ontology annotation, cellular component: cytosol; cytoplasm. Lineage: Eukaryota; Metazoa; Chordata; Actinopteri; Clupeiformes; Clupeidae.
CUCAGAGUAAACAGGCAAAUGAUGAAGAGAUGACUCACAGGUCCCCUGUCCAUUUAGACUCUGAAACGGAGAUCCAUCAUUUCCUUGGAUAUGAAAUAACUGUACAUCGCCUCCUCAGCUGGAAUGGGGGAAAACAAGGGCCUGCUACAUCGGUUCUCUGUAAAUUCCUAGAGAAGACGCAGCAGAUCAGUUUACGAGGAAAGUCAGUGCUGGAACUGGGAGCUGGUACUGGCCUGGUGUCUAUUGUGGCCAGUCUUCUUGGUGGCUGGGUAACCGCGACUGACCUGCCAGAGGUGUUGGAAAACCUGACUGAGAAUCUAGACGCCAACACCAAAGGGCGCUCGAAAUACGCACCGCAAGUGGAAGUUCUCCAGUGGGGCCGCAACCUCGCCCGGUCCUUCCCGCUGUCCAUUUAUCAUUACGACUUCGUCCUCGCAGCGGACGUCGUGCACGGCGGUCACGGCUGCCUGCACGAGCUGCUGGACACCAUGUGCCACUUCUGCCACCGUGGCACCACUACUCUCCUGUGGGCACACGAGUUCCGCCGCAAGACCGACCUGGCAUUCAAAGCCCAGCUCAAGAGGGCCCUCCACACCAAGCUGCUCCUGGAGAAAGGGGAUGUGAGGAUCUACAUGGGGUGGGGUAAGAGAACAAAGAGACCAUCUCACUGGACCUUUUGACUGUGCUGACACUGUUACAGACACGCUUACAGUCAUUUCCUGUGUAUAGGAUAGUGUUUUAUGCAAGUGAAAAGAAACAAAACCAUAUUAAUACCACAUUAACUCCCCCUGUGUAUUAACCUCAUACUGUAGCUGAAGAAAUGCAUUGUAAAAUCAAUGUAUAAGCCACAGCUAAUAGUUGGGAAAUGACGGUAGGUUUCACAACUGGUGUGUCAAUAUGUCUGGAAAAACAAAGGGUUUCGGCCAUUUCAGAGCAUGGAUCACACACAGCGAUCCAUACUGUGAAAUGUGUGAAAAGUGAUCUGUUCCUUUUUCAGAAACUGUCUGCUUUCCACUCCUUGUCUGAUAAACAAAUCAUUGUGUUGAAUUGAUUGAUCAUGUUUCCUCCCUCAACAUACGUUAAUAGAAAUGGUCUACUAAAGAUCUAGAUAUUACAUACAUCCAAGGCUUAAAACGCUGUCUCUUUUCAAUUUCAUCAACAAUCAAUCAACCAAUCUUGUGUGCUAAUGUUUUAAUAUUUCUUCCUGGUGUGUGAAUGUUUCAGCUUCCUUCUGAAUCUUUCAUCUCAUCAUCAGUUCUUUUCCAACUGCAGCACCCCCGCCAAGCUCAUGGACUCUCAUUAUGGGUCCCCAUUUGCUAUUUUUAAAGGCUUCUUCCUGUUCAAAGGGACUAGUGCCAUCGUCACUUGUUAAUGCUUGCUCUACGGAGUAGACUCCCUAAAGCCCAAUUCACACCAAAGAUUCCUGACGUGACGAGACGGAGUUUCAGCAGUGUGAAUUAGAAGUUGCACGUAGUUGCAAGCCGUCGCAGAGCAUUCAACAUGUUGAGUCGCAGUUGCAAGGUUUUAGAACGUCCCGGCUCGUCGGGAAUCUUUGGUCUGAACCCUACUUAAAGAAAAGCUUCUUGAGAUUUUUUAUUGUAUUAGUCAUGCAUAAAUAAAGAAAACUAAAGCUGAAUUUAA